Procambarus clarkii (red swamp crayfish) is the source of this 4643-nucleotide messenger RNA. Its product is annotated as excitatory amino acid transporter 3. Gene Ontology annotation, cellular component: plasma membrane. The record is from RefSeq and is a predicted model, not a curated record. Lineage: Eukaryota; Metazoa; Arthropoda; Malacostraca; Decapoda; Cambaridae. Gene Ontology annotation, biological process: L-glutamate transmembrane transport. Gene Ontology annotation, molecular function: L-glutamate transmembrane transporter activity; neutral L-amino acid transmembrane transporter activity; glutamate:sodium symporter activity.
GCCGCCACACCGCAGCCUGGCGGCUCACUACGCUGCACACCUCCGCACUUGUUGCACGCCCCGCUACCCCAGCCGCCGCCCCACGCUACUGCCGCCACCUCCCUCUCCCUCCCGCUGCUGUCCUCGCCGCCGCCGCUGCCUGGCCUCGACAGCUGCAGGUGUUGCUGGCCUCGCGUGUCCUCUCCCUCCCCCUUCCCCCCCCCCCUCACCUGCCAUUCCCACCUCCCUUCCCCCAGCACUCCUGUCAUACAAGUCUCCCCCCACCCCUUAUCUGUCAUACCCACUAGUCACCCCCUCUCCCCUUAAACUUGUUAUACCAAAACUCCCUUUCUCUUCACCUGUCACCCCUACCCCCUCUAGCCUCGCCUGUCACGCCUGAUCUUCCCCCUUCCAUCCCCACCAAGACGCCUCACCUGUCGCAGUACCCGCCAGUAGAGCUUCUUGUGUUGCGGGAGCCGAGUUAAGGGGGACUUGAGACAAGAUACUACUCCUCCUCCUCCUCGGUAGAAGAAUAGAGCCUCACACGUCACCUUGCUGCUCCUUGUAGAGUACCCGAGGAGCAUGGCAGCGACGGAGUCCGGGCCGCAGCAUACUGACCCGCCCCUUCAGGAUGAGGAAGCCGCCUCUCCUCACGACCGUCUCAUCUCGGGCCAGCAGACGGUCGUGUGGUCUCCCUCCGACGGCCGCACCACCACUACGACCACUACCACCACCACAACCACUGCCCCCUGCGCCUCGGCCUCCACUCCUGCUACGGCCGCCGCCUCCGGCCUCACCACCACCGCCAUGUCGCGGAAGUUCUCCUGCAACCCUAAAACGAUAAAGGAUGGGAUUAGAGCCAACCUCCUGCCCAUCCUGACGGUGUCUGGCGUCACUGGCGGUGCCGUCUUGGGAAUCAUCCUGCGGUACUCUCGCGAGGAGCGAUGGACGAAGCGGGAGGUCAUGUAUGUGGGUUACAUUGGAGAGCUCUUCCUUCGGGCUCUGAAGGCCCUCAUCAUCCCCCUCAUAGUCUCCUCCCUCGUCUCCGCAAUAGGUUCCCUAGAUCUGUCCCUAUCCAAGAAGAUCGGCCUGCGCGCUGUGACCUACUACAUGACAACGACGGUGCUGGCGGUAAUCUUGGGCAUCAUCCUGGUGGUGAGCAUCCACCCUGGUAAGGGCUCCGACGAAGGCAUCACUAAGGCAGGAGAGGCGCGCAGCGUUUACACUCCUGACCUCCUCAUGGACCUGCCCAGAAACUUCUUCCCACCCAACCUGAUUCAAGCCUGCUUCGAGACGUAUAAAACGGUCAUCAUAGAGCCCAAGCUAGAGGACAUGGAGAAUGGCACACGAAAAGAAUCAUGGAAAAGAAAAUAUAAUUGGACUGAGGGUACAUUGCCCCCCAAGUCUGAGUGGGAUAUAUCGUCUGAACACACUCGUGCUUUAAACAUUAUGGGGCUGGUGAGCUUCGCUACCUUCCUGGGACUGGCUCUGUCUACGCUGGGUGCGAAAGGAAAACCACUCCUAGCCUUCUUCCAGUCCCUCUCUGAUGCUUCCAUGGUCAUCACCUCCUGGCUUAUCUGGAUUUCCCCAGUUGGUAUCCUCUUCCUGGUGGCCUCCAUGAUGAUUGAAAUGGAGGACUUCAGUGUCAUGCUUGGCCAACUUGGCAUGUAUUUUGGCACCGUCAUCCUGGGUAUCUUCAUUCACGGUUUCCUUGUCCUCCCUGCUCUCUACACUAUAUUCACUCGCAAAUUGCCAUUCCGUUUUCUUGCCAACAUGACUCAGGCCUAUAUCACGGCCUUUGCUACUGCUUCCAGCUCAGGAACCCUGCCAGUGACCUUCCAGUGCCUUGAGGAAAAAAACCAUAUUGAUACUCGCGUUACCCGAUUCGUCAUUCCUAUUGGUGCCACAAUCAACAUGGACGGAACUGCUCUGUAUGAGGCUGUCGCUGCCAUUUUUAUUGCACAAGUCAGAGGCAUAGCUCUCACAAUUGGACAGGUUGUUGCCAUCAGUAUUACUGCUACUGCAGCUGCUAUUGGUGCUGCAGGUAUUCCACAAGCAGGUCUGGUUACCAUGGUGAUGGUUCUUGAUGUUGUAGGGCUCCCUGCUGAAGAUAUGACUCUAAUCAUUGCUGUUGACUGGCUGCUUGAUCGAUUCCGUACUAUGAUCAACGUUCUUGGCGACAGUAUUGGUGCUGGGCUGGUAUAUGAACUUAGUAAGAAGGAACUUGAGCAAAUGAACAUUAAUGCUAAUGCUAAUGGUGACGUGGAUCGACCAUCCAAUGAAAUUGCUAUGGAUGCCGUAGAGUGCAGCAAAAUGUGAGAAAAGGUAGAAUAUAACCCACAGCUCGAUAUAAAUUUUACCGGGUCUACUAGCCCUUCAACUUUACGACUCCAGGGCCUUGGCACUAGCAACUCGGCCAGGAAUGCAAAGCAGGACUGGAAGGAACUGACUUCUUUGCAACAUGAAACUCUCCUUUAGAAUGGUGUUCCAAAGGUAUUCAAUGACUUCAUGCCUUGCCAUGGUUGGCAAAUUUUAAAAAGAUACUUCCAUGUCCUCCAGAGGUGAAUUUGUGUAUUUUUACAUGGAAGAGAGAUAUACACUAUAUAUUUGUAUAUAUACAAUUUUGACCAGGCAUAGUAUUGUGAUUAAGGGGGUCUUGCUUGAGGACGUCAUAAAUACCUGAUCUGAUACAUUGUCAGAUUUCCAUUUUUGUCUGAUGAACAAAUUGGUGUAAUAUUUUAGAAAAUUGAUUUAAGUUACUACAUAAGAAAAUAUGUACAAUUGUUAUUUUGCUAGACCUUUUUUAAAUAUGGACAUACAGUAAUUGCAUCAGCAGUGCAGCUUUUAGUAAGGUAUUGUUUUUACUUGUUGUUCAUUUCAGUUGCAGCAGUUUAUAUUUUUUAAAUAAAUUUUCUUGCAAGCAUAGUUUUGUUUGCAUAUGAAAGUUGACUUGAAAUACAAAUUACCACUUACAUUUUAAUAGUAAAUCCUCUUUUCUCCGCUAGUGACUAAAAUUUUAUCAAAAUAGCCAAGAAUGAUACACAAUAGUGUAUACAAAAUGGUGCAUUUAUUGUACCUCAAUUGACAAUAUCUUGCUUAGAUAUGUUACUUGGCAUAUAUAUAUAUAUAAGCAGUUUUGUAAUUGUCUUGUUGGAAGGUAUAGAGAUUAUAUAUAUAUUUGUUGUAAAGUUGUAGGGCCUCGGCUACUGUGUUUGUGUUAGCAUAUGAUGUCGCGAAAAUCCUUUCAUCCUCAUUUCAGAUGUGUAGAUACUAUAAACAUAGGCAUGUGAAACCAAGCAAUAAAACCAAAUUUCUGCAUGACCUUAUUAACUAGUAGUGUUGAAGUUGCCAGGGUAUAUGGCUUGGGUUUCACGUGUACUCUUAUCAUGUAAAUAUUCGAUGAAUAUGUACAAAUAUGUGUAUUUAAGGGGUAUAAUCCCUGGGCGCACAUGUUUCCACAGCCAUUCUUGAGAACCCUUGAAUGAAGUUUAGCUUUAUGGGAAAAUGAGCAAUAUUUUCUUCAGCAAUCACCACACACACUUCUGUCAUAAGUGUGGAUUUCAUCUUGUAUAAAAACUCUACUGGUUAGUGAUUGACACUUUGUUUAAAUUGGUUAACAAUAUUAAAAACGUCAAUGGACUUAAGAUUUUUCCACCGUAUUUUAAGUCUGUUGGAAACCAGCGAUGGCUCUCCCAAAAGCUGGGUCUCGAUUGCUUUUAAAGCAUUACUAUAUUAAUAUGUAAUGUAUGGAGAUUUUAAUCUUGUUAGAUAAAGCAAUGGUUGAUGUUCAACAGUAGAAUUCACAUCUGUUCAGUGGCAUAGCCUGACAAAUUUUCCUUAAUUUUGUUCAUACUGUACACGUGUUCAUUGUACAGUACAGUAUUUGUGAUGGAACAAGCAAUUCAUAAACCAGUAGGGGUUUCUAUGGGGAAUGAUGUUUGUACAGAAUGCUAUAUUAAAAUUCCUGGAAAAAAUGUGGCUUGCUACCUCACAACUGUAGAAACACAGACAAGCCAGUGAGGGCAAACUGUAUGCUUGGAGAUGAAGUAAUAUAUAGUCAUAAUGGCCCUUUAUCAGCAGAAAAUAAAUCUGCAUGGUUUUGUGGCUAAUUGAGGGUUUUGAUAUACGAGUAACCGAUUUAGAAUUAAGGUUACCCUGCUUCAUAUCAUAUCGUAUUGUACUUGAGAGAAGCUAGUAAAUGUUUUUAUAGAUCUUAGGUAGUUGAGAUAUGUUAAGUAAUGUUUGUGCUUGUCAAAAAAUUUAACUUUCUUAUAAACUAUUUGUUGAUUUGAUAUUUAUUAGUCAAUGGGUCAAACAUUGAUACCUGUAUACACACCCCUGAUGACAACAUUGUGUAAUACAUUCAGCUAAAGUUUUUAUGUACUGACAAUUAUUAACCAUAAAAUUGUUUUAAAGGCUAAAUUUGAAUAAACUACUGAUUUUGAGCAGUAAGAGAAUGAAAAGCUUUCCCGAAAUGGAAGAAAUAACUGUCCUAGAUACUGAACAUUAAUAAUUAGGUAAAUUAAGGUACUGCAUUGUUAAUUUUGUAUUAUGUGAACCUGAUAAGCCAAACCACUAAGUAAUUUUAACAUGUUUAAAACUUGUUGAAUGUGUAACAAAUGUAUUUCUCAAAUUGAGCAAACAUUAAAUAUACAGUGUCUUAA